AUGGACUAUCUACAUGUAUAUAACAACAACCAUGCUUAUGUACCCAGGACACCCACGGGUAAACCGUGCCUAUCGCCUAUUCUUCCCCCAAUCAUACUGGCGCUAAACCAGCAACGGCCACAAACAUUCGAAUAUUCCAGCCCCAGGUGCUUGCCCACACCCAUAUUGCCCUCUAUGAGCGCAAAUGUGCAGGUUUGCUGGCCACAACAGGCUCUCACUAUUCCUGUCCCUGUACGAAGUGACACUAGAAUGAUACCCAUGAUCACACCCGUGGCUUCCCCAAGGUCACAGUUUGAAGUAACGACUCCUUCACCCUCGUUGGCCCCCGUCGCCAUAAGACUGCCAGAUUUGAGACUGCCACCUUCGCCUGUGUCCGCCACAGUAAAGGGCGACACGAUACUGCCAAUCCUGCCCAAGAUCGUGAUCGGUAAUAACAGCAGCAACGCUAGGCUUUCCAAAAAUGAAGAGUUGGUCAAAGGGAUCCCAGACUACAUUGACUGUGCAAGGACAAGAGCACAAUUGAGCAAAGUCAAAUCCGGUAAGCAGUUAAUUGCAUGUGCACAAGAGUAUCACCACGCUGUAAACGAUGAUGAGAUUGGCAAUAUCACCAAUAUCCUAAAUUUCAGGGAUUUCAUUUUCAAACAUCCCAAAUCCUCCUUCGAAUCGCUGUGUAUCCUAUCGUUCGAACAAUUUGUUAGGGUGUACGCCUUCAUCAGCUUCAUUUACAAGACGAAAAAGGUCAACAAAAACAAGUAUGAACUCAUUUGUGAAAUGAACGUUCACGAACAACUCAGCAAUAAGCGCAUCCAAAGGACAAGGACUCCGGAGAAGUACAAAAUACAUUUGAUCUGCGAAUCUAAACUUAUACUGACCUUCAACCACUGCACCAGGACAGUCAAGUUCGAGUCUAUCAAUGGCGGACACUGCCAUCCCAUAUCGGCCAAUCACAUCAUCAAGCCCUCCCUGUUCCUGGUCCACUGUAUUAAACAAUGCCACCAAACGGCAACAGACCCCACCGAUCUGAAGUUAGCGUUGAGAGACGUCUUAAAAGACCUUGACCACGAAAGAGUAGGAUUGCCAUAUUUAAAGAGACGACAUUUUAAAAACUUGUACCAGGCAUCGUCGCUAUCACAAGCCCAUGUCACGCCAAAGAAGCCGGAAAACCAUAACACACUAAGCAUGCAUACGGGAAUCAUCCCUACGGGCAAUUUCUUCAUGUUCAAUGCAUCUAGCGAUAUAUUUCAAAGGAACUAA
Messenger RNA from Saccharomyces kudriavzevii IFO 1802, 1254 nucleotides. RefSeq lists its product as uncharacterized. The record is from RefSeq and is a predicted model, not a curated record. The transcript has a single exon. Bases 1 to 1254 code for a protein of 417 amino acids. Lineage: Eukaryota; Fungi; Ascomycota; Saccharomycetes; Saccharomycetales; Saccharomycetaceae.